AUGGAGGAGAACGAGAGGAGGGCACUGGAGGAGCUUAGCAGAGCGAUGGGGCAGCAGCUUGGAGUGGAGGAUAGUGUGGGGGGAUCAAUUCAAGGAGAUGAGUUCGCUCCACCAUUACCUUCUAAUCCUCCUACACCUUCGGGUAAUGCCCUCCCACCUAUAGGAUCCCCAGUUGGAUCGGAUCAGACCCCGCGGCCAGAAAACACUGGAAGUACGGCGGACUUGAGAGAAGAAGGUACACAAGGGGUGAUAUUGGCCUUGAUGCAGAUGGUGGCGAAUAUGAACAAAGACAUGAUGGAAGAGAGAAGGCGUAGGGAGGAGUGGGAGCAGAGAAGAGAAAGGGAGACGAGGAUGGAGAGAAAAGAGGAGAAAAGAGGGGAAGGGAGGCAAACUUCGGCGCAGUCUGCGGUACAAGGGACUAUUACGUCGACGCAGGUCAAGAACAUUCCGUUCAAUGCCUACGAACUUCGCCGACAAUGGCCUAGGCCACCUCCCGAUCUGCGGGAGGCAAGGAGGAAGGAAGGGAAGUGUAUUGAGUGCGGGGAGAAGGGACAUUGGUUGAGGGACUGCCCGGUGAGGGCAGCGAAGGUCAAGGUCGGAUGGUUGCCGCCGUGGGGGGAGAAGUUCGGCGAACGUGGUGGAGGAUCGGGGGGGAACGCAGUACCUCUAGGACAGAGGAGGAACUUGAACGCAGUCGGGGGAGAUGGGGAGAUGGAAGAGGACCAGGGAAAAGAGGAGGACCUGUCGCAGUAG
Tremella mesenterica DSM 1558 is the source of this 753-nucleotide messenger RNA. RefSeq lists its product as uncharacterized. Lineage: Eukaryota; Fungi; Basidiomycota; Tremellomycetes; Tremellales; Tremellaceae. The record is from RefSeq and is a predicted model, not a curated record. The coding region runs from base 1 to 753 and encodes 250 amino acids. Gene Ontology annotation, molecular function: nucleic acid binding; zinc ion binding. The transcript is spliced from 2 exons.